AUGGCAAAUUCAAAGGACCUUGAAUCACCGUUCAAACCCCAGCGCGAGAAACACGCCCUCAUCUACUGCAAGAAAUUCAAAGCGAUCAACGACAUAAGAUUGGUUAGCAAUCAUGAUAAGGGUAUCCUGUUGGCAGUACUCGCAUUCACUGCAAACGAAAAAUUAUUCAAAAUGUUUGACAGAUUAAGCGUCUCUCAUCUCAAAGAACUAGCUCAUCUAUCCGAGAUUGCUUUAAAAAAUUUAAGGAAUUUUGAUGGACGGCCGGUGACGACUGUAGUGACUCCUCAGGUACUGACACCCACCGGGAGUCGUUCUCAAAGUCCUUUGCGAGGUGUUACAGGGAGAGAAUGGAGUAGACAUACGGGACUGCCAGAGAUUGAAGGAAAUACAGCGUUGGAUAUGAUGAAAAUAUCGAAACCUUGCGAUAAUCCGUUAGGUCUUGGUAUCCUUGCAUCUCUAGGUCUGAAAGAGACCUUUCCCGGAAUCCCUUCAAAGUCGUUCUCGAUAUCCGGCGCGACAAUGGAAGACGAUUGCAUCCUCAGACAACAGGAUUGUUGUCUAUUCUCCGGGUUGGGACUUGCUGGUGAGGAGCGGACUGCCCAUCUGUUCCCUCCUUCCUCUCUCGAUCCCACGAACGCUGCGACCAUCUUGACCUGGAGAUUUCUUCACAUCUUCCUUGGAACCGCCAAUACAAAAAUUCUAUCAGGUGAAAUCUGGUCCAAAGAAAACGGGAUCCAAACUACCAAAAAUGGAAUCAGCGUUUUCUCCAAUGAAUACGGCUACUUCAACAGAGGGGAAGUAGCCUUAAUCCCAGUCCGUCUCACACAUGCAGUACAGGGUAGUUAUGAUUAUCUCGACGUACAAGUAGGUCUCUAUUCAGCAGGUGAGACGGUUCAGCGCAUUAAGAGUUUCGACAAGCUUGCUGUUGAAGAACAGUAUAUCUUCCGGCGGGGAGAAGCUCCAGAACGUAUCUUUGAAGACCCUGGUCGUUAUAUUAAGGAUGGCGAUAUGAUCAGGAUAACAACUCCAGAUCCAGAACUCUUGCCUUUACCAUCAUACAUCCUUAUGUAUUGGCGCAGACAUCUCUGGAGUACCAUCACGUCCGCUGGGCUUAGCAACCCUCCUUACGAGAUUGCGGGAGAAGAUUCGAGGGACUGUUAUCUCCGAAAGCAUAUGAGUGCUCAGCCGCUCAGGAUUAAUAGUAGUGAUGGCCACCACGGCUAUGAGGAAGGUGGGCGGGACGGUUAUUUAGUAAAGUAUACCGACGAAGAUUUACAAAGGAUCAUUGAUCAAGAGGCUAGAUUCCUUGAUUUUCUCCACGAGAUAGCAGUACGAGAAGACGACUUUUGA
This is a messenger RNA of Orbilia oligospora ATCC 24927, 1350 nucleotides long. RefSeq lists its product as uncharacterized. The transcript is spliced from 2 exons. The record is from RefSeq and is a predicted model, not a curated record. Bases 1 to 1350 code for a protein of 449 amino acids. Lineage: Eukaryota; Fungi; Ascomycota; Orbiliomycetes; Orbiliales; Orbiliaceae.